This is a messenger RNA of Sabethes cyaneus, 1910 nucleotides long. RefSeq lists its product as uncharacterized. The coding region runs from base 93 to 1790 and encodes 565 amino acids. The transcript is spliced from 4 exons. NCBI's taxonomy places the organism in Eukaryota, Metazoa, Arthropoda, Insecta, Diptera, Culicidae. The record is from RefSeq and is a predicted model, not a curated record.
CUUUUCACCUAGGUAUAAGAUUUUUGUGAAAUCUGUAUUAAAAUCGAAAACUGUGACCCAUCGUACUGCAAGCUUUGACAAGAGCACUGGAAAUGUCGCCAAAGAAACCGGUCGAUGUGAACAAGGUGCUACCGACGGAUUCGGGUCUUAAACAGCGCAACAUAGUUUGGCGCAAUAUUAUGGAUAAAUAUUCCAAUAACAGCGAGGAGAAAGCAUUUGACAUAGACAAAAUUAUCGAAGCUUGUGACGAAAAUGCCAGUGACAAAAGUUUAGUUAGUGACGUAGAGAGCAUCUCCGGUGCUGACUCGGAUCAGGAAAAUUGCGCAGAAAUAUCAAAACAAUUGUCCGCUAUUGUACCAAAAAGACAGAAAAAGUGGAAAACAUCCGGUCUUGCUAAACUCAUGGAAAAAACCGAAGACCAAACGCAGCAGGGUAAUUUGCUAAGCCAUCAAAAAGUACAAGAAUGGCUGAUGGGUCGAUUUCCUGGGAUGGAGCAAAAUAUAUUUAAAGGGCAGGAGACUAUAAUGAGUGAGCGCAACGAGGACGGUGAUCAGAUGCGUUUUCAUCGGAAGCAGCAGCUUGCUGUUGCGAGCAAAAUGGACUCAGAUUCGAUGUACUCGCUGGAUUCGACGAAGUAUGUUUUAUCAAAUGCUGGCAAGAAAACCUACAGCAAAGUUGUCACGACUACUAUCGAGCAGUAUACGCUGAAUCCUAGUAACGGUGUUCCUGUGAAGUUACACUCGAUUAGCGCCUUCCCUGCUAUUGAGGCGAACCCAUUGUCGGCAUUAAAGCUAGGACGUAACAUUUCCAAGUCCGAUUCCUUGGCAAUUGAUGCCAAUCACCGCAAGAAUGACGAGAAACAAAGCCAGGAAGUCGUUCAAUUUGUGAAACCGCUGGAGCCUAGGCGUAAAAUAUUCAAGAAGACUAAAACAAAAAAUUCAAAGCGAAGUCCGUCUUCGAAAGCAGCAAGUAAUCGCGAAUAUGAACAAGCGGUGCAGAAAGCUGUUCGUGUGAGCAAAAUUCCGGCUGGUAAAACAAAGAAGUGUCGAAUUCGCUGGAUGGAGGACAGCAACAGCAGCACUAGCGAAAACGAUGAGGUUUUCACUCAAAACAGUGCGAAGCGAGCACUUCCGGCGACGCAGUCCGAUAGCGAUUCCGCUGAAAGUAGCGUAAUACCGAGCAAAAAGGCCAGUCCUUCACAAAUGAAAGCAUUAGUAGAACCGUUCGGGGCUAUCGCUUUAAGUCCGAAGAAAAAAACGUCGCAUAGAUCGUUAGAUUUCACUUCGCAGAACGACCAAACAACCAACUUGACUGCACAGUUUGCUGCUGAAAAUCCAAAAUUAGUUAACUCCACAGAAAUUAACAACUGCACAACACAAUCGAACGGAAUUAGGACAGGACCACAACCACCGAAUGGACAUGGCACUUCAGUCGAGAAGCCUCUUAUUUUAUGGGUAUAUAAGCCGCAGACUAUUGAUCUUAGUCUGAGCCGCGAGGAAAAAGUCCGUAUUACCGUGAAAGAUUUAGAUCUGUCCGAAGUCACAAAGCCGCGACAUUUGGCGAAAUUUAAAAAAUUCACCUGCUUGAUUCACCCGAACUCGUCUGUGCAAUUUGUUCCGUCCGACUCGGAAGACGACAUACCGAAACCGAUGUUGAGCGCUAAAACGCGACAGCUAAUGGAGCAGGAUGACGAUAGUGAGAGCCUCGACGAAGACGAUCCGAUUAUGAACUACAAUCCACGCUAUACGGAUCGUUUAAAUCUUAGGGAAUGUCCUACCUGGCUCAAUUGAUUGUAUUCGUUUAGCUGCAUUGCAUUGAUCUACAGUUGCUUUUUGUUAGAGGAGAAAAAUAGUCGGACAUUAUAGGUACUGAUUCCUAAUGCCAUAGACGAGCAUAACGUAACGUAAAAA